GAGCGCUGCGCGCGGGCCAAGAUGGCGGCCGGGAGCGCCUCGCGCUGGCUUGGGGCGGCCGCCGCCGCCGUCAGGAGCCGCGGGCCGGCGGACGGGCGGCCGCCGCUCGUCUGGCUGCUCCGGGGGCUCAGCGUCCCGCCGCCGCCUGCCGCCGCCUCGGCCCGCGCCGCCCGCCGCCUCCUGCCGCCGUGCGCCGGGCUCUGCGCCGCGGGGACGAGUCGCGCUGCCGCUGCCUCCUUCCACACCAGCGCCGCGGCCCGCGCCAAGGAGGACUACUACCAGGUGCUGGGGGUGCCCCGCACCGCCACCCAGAAGGAGAUCAAGAAGGCCUAUUACCAGCUGGCAAAGAAAUACCACCCUGAUACAAAUAAGGAUGACCCUAAAGCAAAAGAGAAGUUCUCUCAGCUGGCAGAAGCCUAUGAGGUGCUGAGCGAUGAGGUGAAGCGGAAGCAGUACGACGCAUACGGCACGGCCAGCUUUGAUGCAGGCGCAGGUGGUGCGGGCUCGGGGCGGCAGUACUGGAGCAGCGGCCCCUCCAUCGACCCCGAGGAGCUCUUCAGGAAAAUCUUUGGAGAGUUUUCGGGAUCCCCUUUUGGUGACUUUCAGAAUGUCUUUGACCAGCCCCAGGAGUACAUCAUGGAGCUGACCUUCACCCAAGCUGCCAAAGGUGUCAACAAGGAGAUUGUGGUGAACAUCAACGACUCCUGCGAGCGAUGUGAUGGUAAAGGACACGAGCCUGGUACCAAAGUGCAGCGCUGCCACUACUGCAGCGGCACUGGCAUGGAGACAAUAAACACGGGCCCAUUCGUCAUGCGCUCCACGUGCCGGCGCUGCGGUGGCCGCGGCUCUGUCAUAACGACACCGUGCGUGGUAUGCCGAGGCACUGGGCAGACCAAGCAAAAGAAGAGAGUGAUGGUUCCCGUGCCAGCUGGUGUUGAGGAUGGGCAGACAGUUCGGAUGCCCGUGGGGAAGAAAGAAAUUUUCAUCACGUUCAGGGUUCAAAAAAGUCCUGUGUUCAGAAGAAAUGGAGCAGACAUCCAUUCAGACCUCCUCAUUUCAGUAGCACAGGCUGUUCUGGGAGGCACAGCCAGAUGUCAAGGCUUGUAUGAGACAAUCAAUAUCACGAUACCCCCUGGUAUUCAGCCAGACCAGAGGAUUUGCAUGAAUGGGAAAGGCAUCCCCAAAGUUAACAGUUAUGGCUACGGAGACCACUACAUUCACAUAAAGAUAAAAGUUCCUCAGAGGCUGACGGAUCGCCAGAGAGCCUUAAUGAUGAGUUAUGCUGAGGAUGAGGCUGAUGUGGACGGCACGGUGAAUGGGGUCACCAGCACAGCGUCAGGGAAACGUUCCACUGGAAACUAAGAGCCAGCAGCAGCAGCUCCUCUUUGCAGCAGGGAAUGAAUCUGGCAGCGGGCUCAGGAGAGUGAAGGAUGUCAGUCAGCAGCAGCAGAGUGAGAAUACCAGCUGGAAAGGCCACGAGCCAACAAUCAUCAUGAUAGAUCCACCCCACCACCCUCGGGAAUGAUAAUGAAGGAGAAGCCAGCUAGGCAGAGACAUGGCAUGCUCUUGAGGUGGCUCCACGGCCCCUACUGCUGCUGGAGGCUUCUUGGGUAAAGAUGGAAGUUGAAAUAUCGUUUAGAAUCCUAACAGGAAAUGUGAGACAAAAAUUGUCCUUCCAGCACAGACUGGAGCAGUUUGCUGUAUGGAGCCAAAGAUGGUGCUCCCUCAGGUGCCCUCCUGAGUGCCGGAUGUGCUUGGUGGACUUGUCACUGCUUCUCUUCUCCAGGAGACCGAGUGGGUCAGUGAAUGCUAACUCUGCAUCCCCCCCACCUCCUGGAGAGGUAAGCCUCCCUGGGGCUGGGACUUCUCUGAGCCUACCCUCAGAGACCAGGGUUUCUUAGUCCUGCUGACUUCCUGCACAAAGAGCAGCAAUGGAGUCUGUACUUUGCUUCAGGUUCCCCUGACCUCCCCAAUUAACUGGAGAUACCCCACAGACGCUGCUGAAGGAGCACACAUUUAUCACCAGGCCAUUGUGCCAGCUGGGGCAAAAGCUUUUAUUAAUUAGCGCAACACUCAUAGCAUAAAUGAUUUGUCCAAGAACACGUGUGAGAGUCAAGUGCAGGGGAUCCCUCCUCCCAGGCAGGUGUGAGCUGGUGCAGUAGUUCCGUGGUUGCUGAAGCUGUUGUUAGUUACACUGUGCAGGCACCGCCAGCCUCUAUGCUGAUCCACUCAUGAAAUGAGGAUGUGUCCUAGUCUCAUCCUUCUUAAUUUGCUGACAUAAAGUACACCUUCCCUCCUGAUUAGACUGUACAGUGAUUCUCUAUCCAUGUAAAUAAGAUUGAUUUCAUAAAGAUGUUUAACACCCA
Molecule: messenger RNA, 2366 nt
Organism: Colius striatus (speckled mousebird)
Lineage: Eukaryota; Metazoa; Chordata; Aves; Coliiformes; Coliidae
Gene: DNAJA3
Product: DnaJ heat shock protein family (Hsp40) member A3
Exons: 11
Coding region: 22-1362 (446 amino acids)
Biological process (GO): response to heat; mitochondrion organization; negative regulation of apoptotic process
Cellular component (GO): mitochondrion
Molecular function (GO): ATP binding; heat shock protein binding; protein kinase binding
Source: RefSeq, a predicted model, not a curated record